AUGGCCAGCUACCGUACCUGCACAGAAGUCGGCCCGCUCUGUCCGGUCGAGGCCACGACAUACGGCUACUACCCGAACCUAGCCGGCAACAUCUUCUUCACCGUCUUCUUCGGCAUCCUCGCUCUCUUCCAGCUCGGCAUCGGCGUCUACUACCGCACAUGGACCUUCAUGGUGGCGGUCGCCGUGGGCGCCAUCCUCGAACUGGCCGGCUACAUCGGCCGCGUGCUGAUGCACAGUAACCCAUGGAACUCCUCAGCCUUCAAGCUACAGAUCGUCUGUCUGGUCCUCGCACCCACCUUCGUCGCGGCGGGCAUCUACCUGACGCUGAAACACAUCAUCCUCGCCCUGGGACCCGAGCACUCGCGCCUGAAACCCGCCCUCUUCACCUGGAUCUUCAUCGGCUGCGACGUGGGCUCGCUCAUCCUGCAAGCUGCAGGCGGCGGCGUCGCCGCAGCAGCAGGAAAUACAAACCGCAAGCUGCUCCAGGCCGGAGACGACAUCAUCAUCGCGGGUAUUGCGUUCCAGGUCGCGACGAUGUCCGUGUGCGGGUUUCUCGGGCUGGAGUUCUUCAUCCGCUACUGGAAACGGGGCCCUGGGCUGUCGGGCGAGAAGACCUCCCUCGGGAGAAACAUCAAAUGGGUCAUCGUCGGCGAGGUCCUCGCCUUCUUUACUGUUCUGAUCCGUUGUAUCUACCGUAUCCCCGAAAUGGCCGGCGGAUGGGGCAACCCCCUAAUGCAGAAGGAAAACGAGUUCCUCGUCCUCGACGGAAUGAUGAUCGCCCUGGCGGUCCUUGCCCUCACGGUCCUACACCCAGGGUUCUUCUUCGGCUCGAUCCGAAAGGGCCCCAAGAACCAGCCAUAA
This is a messenger RNA of Aspergillus viridinutans, 861 nucleotides long. RefSeq names its product RTA1 domain-containing protein. NCBI's taxonomy places the organism in Eukaryota, Fungi, Ascomycota, Eurotiomycetes, Eurotiales, Aspergillaceae. The transcript is spliced from 3 exons. The record is from RefSeq and is a predicted model, not a curated record. Gene Ontology annotation, cellular component: fungal-type vacuole; plasma membrane. The coding region runs from base 1 to 861 and encodes 286 amino acids.